Messenger RNA from Seminavis robusta, 1056 nucleotides. Lineage: Eukaryota; Bacillariophyta; Bacillariophyceae; Naviculales; Naviculaceae. The record is from the annotation of a GenBank genome assembly.
AUGCGAUUUGUUGCUCGUGGAGUUCAGUUGUUUCUCGUUUUGUUGCUUUCUGGUGCCGCUACUGCCGAAGAGUGCAGCUUGGCUUCUGAGCUGUCAACACCUCUGACAUUUGAUUUGGUUGGGUUGUCCGGUGUUGCUUUUGUUGGAGUAACCCCCAAAAUCACCCGUGUGGCCGGAGAGCCCAUGAUCAAGAUUACUGGAUACAGCAUGGCCGAAGAACCUACCCUUGCAGUGCUGGAUGGAAAGCUUGUUGUUGCCACAUCCGGAUGUGCUGAUGAUAUUGUGGCGGUUGGACGAGCUGAAGCACCUGAUGACGAUGGGGGGUUCCCGGAGGAAGAUUCAGAAGAUGCCAUCGUCGGAAGAAGCGGAGGUGAAAACUCAAAAAACCAAAAUGACCAUUUUGUCCAUGGAGACGCCGCCAACGUUGCCACGUUUGUUUCCAAGGCCCAAACCGCAAAGAGGGCGACCCAUUCGAAUUGGUUGACACUCACUUCUUUGAUGCUUGGCAUAUCAUCCAGUUCCUCUACGGCUGCUGCUGUUGGUUGGUCCAUCUUAGGUACUUUGGCAUUGGCACCUUCAGUGGCCAAAGCUCAGCUCACUUGUGACCACGUUGUGGAGGUUGAGAUUCAUGGUCCACCAGUGCCAGUCCCAUCUCAAGGAGCACAGUACUUUGAGUACGAUAUCAAAUGGAACGACUAUGAUGGCACCAAUGGAUCUUUGCACUUUGAACCAGAACCGACGUGGGGUGAAGAUGUUGAAGCCAUUCGAGCUUUUCGUGAUACAGAAUCAGGCGGCGUGUACAACUACCGGAACAAGGUACUCAUGGGGAUGGCACAAACGCGCAUUCUCAAUGACCCAUCCAAUGUGACCGCCAAGGAUGAUGUCGAAUUCGACAUUCCCUUGGAUGUUGUCCGUCCCGAAAGCGAUGAGGAAAUCCUGAUGAUGUCAGUCCUGGAGAUGCAAGGUCUCUUACGAUCCGGUCAAAUCACUUCAGUGGAGCUGACCAAUAUUUCGCUUAGCUUGCUUGACAAGUACGAUCCCGAAUACAACAUGUAA